GAGAGUAGCACCAGCUUCCACCAGCCACAUCCGCGUCUCCACAUGUAGCAAACUGAGGAGCGUUUUUUGAGAUUAUUUAAGUGUGUAUUGCUACAUAUAUAAUCACAGGUAUCAUGCUUCUUUUCUGUCCAACCUGUGGGAAUGUUUUAAUAGUGGAGGAAGGACAGAAGUGCAUGAGAUUCGCCUGCAAUACCUGUCCCUACGUGCACAACAUCACAAGAAAGGUUAAUAACAGAAAAUAUCCCAAGCUGAAGGAGGUGGAUGAUGUUCUUGGUGGAGCUGCAGCUUGGGAAAACGUGGACUCUACUCCUGAAACCUGUCCCAAGUGUGGGCAUCUUCGAGCGUAUUUCAUGCAGAUUCAGACCAGAUCUGCUGAUGAACCAAUGACCACUUUCUACAAAUGUUGCAGUGCUCCGUGUGGACACCGAUGGAGAGACUGAAACCUUUGCACUUUG
Molecule: messenger RNA, 455 nt
Organism: Anoplopoma fimbria (sablefish)
Lineage: Eukaryota; Metazoa; Chordata; Actinopteri; Perciformes; Anoplopomatidae
Gene: polr3k
Product: polymerase (RNA) III (DNA directed) polypeptide K
Exons: 3
Coding region: 114-440 (108 amino acids)
Biological process (GO): termination of RNA polymerase III transcription; DNA-templated transcription
Cellular component (GO): RNA polymerase III complex
Molecular function (GO): nucleic acid binding; DNA-directed RNA polymerase activity; zinc ion binding
Source: RefSeq, a predicted model, not a curated record